CUGCAGCAGCGAGGAGGGAGCCGCAGCUCCACGGACGGUGCCGCUCGCCCCAUGGAGCUUUAGUCUCGAGCACAAACAAGGCCCGAGGCAGGCGCAGCCGCUGGGACGUUCCUGAGCCCCGCGCGUGCCGGCGUCUCCUCCCGCCGUGCGGCGCUCCGGGAUGGCCGCGAGGUGACGACGCUCGACGAUGACCCUGACUGAAAGGCUGCGCGAGAGGAUUUCGCGGGCGUUCUACAGCCACGGGCUGCUCUGUGCUUCCUACCCCAUCCCCAUCAUCCUCUUCACCGCCCUCUGCAUCCUCGCCUGCUGUUACCCGCUGCUUAAGCUGCCCUUGCCUGGCACAGGACCAGUGGAGUUCAGCACCCCGGUGAAGGACUAUUCCCCCCCUUCUGCAGAUCCCAACCUCCAGCAAGGGGAUCUCAGCGAGCGUCCCGACUGGUACGUCGGCGCUCCGGUGGCCUACAUCCAGCAGAUCCUUGUGAAAGCCACCGUGUCCCCGUGGCAGAAGAACUUCCUUGCCGUGGAUGUGUUCCGUUCGCCGCUGUCCCGCGUCUUCCAGCUGGUGGAGGAGAUCAGAAACCAUGCCCUGAGGGACAGCGCUGGGGUCAAAAGCCUGGAGGAACUUUGCCUGCAGGUGACGGAUCUUCUGCCGGGCCUGAGGAAGCUGCGGAAUCUGCUCCCCGAGCACGGCUGCCUCUUGCUGUCUCCGGGGAACUUCUGGCAGAAUGACCGCGAGCGCUUCAACGCUGACCCAGACAUCAUCAAAACCAUUCAUCAGCACGAACCAAAGACAUUGCAAACAUCAGCUACGCUCAAAGAUCUGUUGUUUGGACUCCCUGGGAAGUACAGUGGGGUGAACCUCUAUAACAGGAAGCGGGUGGUAUCAUACACUGUCACCCUGGGGCUCCAGCGCUAUGAUUCUAGGUUCCUCAGCAGCCUCCGCGCUCGCCUCAAGCUGCUCCAUCCCAGUCCUAACUGCACCCUGCGAGAGGAGAACAUCGUUCACGUGCACUUCAAGGAAGAGAUCGGCAUUGCCGAGCUGAUCCCCCUUGUCACCACCUACAUUAUACUCUUCGCUUACAUCUACUUCUCCACACGGAAGAUUGACAUGGUGAAGUCGAAGUGGGGCUUGGCGCUGGCAGCGGUGGUGACAGUGCUCAGCUCCCUGCUCAUGUCGGUCGGCCUGUGCACGCUCUUCGGCCUCACGCCUACCCUGAACGGAGGAGAGAUCUUCCCGUACUUGGUUGUCGUGAUCGGCCUGGAGAACGUGUUGGUCCUCACCAAGUCCGUUGUCUCGACUCCCGUUGACCUGGAAGUGAAGCUCCGCAUUGCCCAAGGCUUGAGCAACGAGAGCUGGUCCAUUAUGAAGAACAUGGCCACGGAGCUCGGGAUCAUCCUCAUCGGCUAUUUCACCCUCGUCCCAGCCAUCCAGGAGUUCUGCCUCUUUGCCGUCGUUGGCCUCGUCUCCGACUUCUUCCUGCAGAUGUUGUUCUUCACCACGGUGCUGUCCAUCGACAUUCGCCGCAUGGAGCUGGCCGACCUCAACAAGCGGCUGCCGGCCGAGGCGUGCCUGGCGGCGGGCAAGGCGAGCGGGCGCGCGGCGCGCCACGAGCGCCCGCCGGCGCUGCGCCCCGCCACGCCGCACACCAUCACGCUGCAGCCCUCCUCCUUCCGCAACCUGCGCCUGCCCAAGAGGCUCCGCGUCAUCUACUUCUUCGCCAGGACGCGUCUGGCACAGAGGCUCAUCAUGGCUGGGACGGUGAUCUGGAUCGGAAUCCUGGUGUACACGGACCCCGCCGGCCUCCGCACCUACCUCACGUCGCAGGUCACGGAGCAGAGCGCGCUGGGGGACGCCGGCCUGCCUGCCAUGCCCGUUCCCGGCGGCGUCCUGCCCGCGGGGGACCCCAAGAUCGAUCUCUCCGUCUUCCCGUCGGACGCCGUGCUGCUCUCGGAGAACCAGAGCCAGCAGCGCGAGCAGAAGCCGGGGCUGGACUCGCUGAGCAGCCUGGAGACGAGCCAGCACACGUGGGCCCACGGCGCGGAGGGCAGAGGGAACGGGCCGGAGCUUGGAGCCGAGGCCGAGGUCACCUGGGGAGCCGAGGAUGAGGAGAUCUGGAGGAAGCUCUCCUUUCGCCACUGGCCCUCCCUCUUCAGCUACUACAAUAUCACGCUGGCCAAAAGAUACAUCAGCAUCCUUCCCGCCAUCCCGGUGACGCUGUACCUGAAUCCGCAGGAGGCCCUGGAAGUGCGGCACCCCCAGGAGGCGAGGCGCUACCACCCAUUCCCGGCGCCCGCCGGCAGCCCCGACGCCCAGGCGCCGCCCGAGCCAGGCCCAGCCAAGGUGCAGGGGCACCGGGACGUCACCCUCUACAAGGUGGCCGCGCUGGGUCUGGCCGCGGGCAUCAUCCUGGUGCUGCUGCUCUUCUGCCUGUACCGGGUGUUCUGCCCCAAGAACUACGGGCAGAACGGGCACAGCCGGAGGAAGAGGGGGGACCUGCCCUGUGACGACUACGGCUACUCGCCGCCCGAGACCGAGAUCGUGCCCUUGGUCCUCAGGGGCCACCUCAUGGACAUCGAAUGUCUCGCCAGCGACGGGAUGCUGCUCGUCAGCUGCUGCCUGGUGGGCCAGAUCCGCGUGUGGGACGCUCAGACCGGAGACUGUCUCACUGUUAUUCCCAAACCAAGGUUGCGAAGAGACAGCAGCGGCAUUUUCGAUUACCAGGAGAGCUGGGAGCAGAGCCCGGAGGGCAAGAACGGCCUGGAUGACUCCUUGGAGAACGGCCACCAGCUCAAGAGGCUGCUGAGCCCGCCGCAGCCUCCGCUUUUCUGCGACCAGCCGGACCUCACCUCCCUCAUCGACACCAACUUCUCGGAACAGGUGAAGGUGGCCGAGUCGGAGCCGCGGCUCCGCGCCGUGGGCGCCCGCCACAAAGCCGCUGGCUACGAUUUCAGCAGCCUGGUGAGCAAGGUGUACGAAGAGCAGAGCACUUCCAACUGCCUGAACUUGGGCGGCCUCCCGGCCCCGCACGGCCAGGCCAGCUUCUGCGUGGGGCCGGGCAGCGCCCGCUCCGAGGAGGGAGGCUGCAGCGGCCGCAGGAGGAGCCUGGGCGAUGAGGCUUGCCCUGCGUUUGACAAGGCCUCGCCCGUUUCUUCCUGGGGGGGAGACUUGGAAAGCUCCGUGUGGAGCCUGGACCUGCAGGGCAACCUCAUUGUGGCCGGCCGGAGUAACGGGAAGCUGGAGGUGUGGGACGCCAUCGAGGGCACCCUGCGGAGCAGCAACGAGGAGGGUCAGUCCGGCAUCACGGCACUCGUGUUCCUCAACAACAGGAUCGUGGCUGCCCGCUUGAACGGCUCCUUGGAUUUCUUCUCGCUGGAAACACACACGGCCUUGAACCACCUGCAGUUCCGAGGCACCCCGAGCAGGAGCAGCGCCGCGGCGGCGCCCGCGCCCGCCAGCAGCGACGGCGUCCGCUGCCAGCUCACGCACACCGUGUCCUGCGCCCACCACAAGCCCAUCACGGCGCUCAAGGCCGCGGCCGGGCGCCUCGUCACGGGCAGCCAGGACCACACGCUGCGGGUGUUUCGCCUGGAGGACUCGUGCUGCCUCUUCACGCUGCAGGGCCACUCGGGGGCCAUCACCGCCGUCUACAUGGACCAGACCAUGGUGCUGGCGAGCGGCGGCCAGGACGGGGCCAUCUGCCUCUGGGACGUGCUGACGGGCAGCAAGGUGAGCCACAUGUACGCCCACCGCGGGGACGUCACCUCGCUCACCUGCACCGCCUCCUGCGUCAUCAGCAGCGGCCUCGACGACGUCAUCAGCAUCUGGGACCGCAGCUCGGGCAUCAAGCUCUACUCCAUCCAGCAGGAGCUGGGCUGCGGCGCCAGCCUGGGCGUCAUCUCCGACAACCUGCUGGUGACGGGCGGCCAGGGCUGCGUCUCCUUCUGGGACAUCGGCUACGGGGACCUGCUGCAGACCGUCUACCUGGGCAAGAGCAACGAGUCGCAGCCGGCGCGCCAGAUCCUGGUGCUGGAGAACGCCGCCAUCGUGUGCAACUUCGGCAGCGAGCUCAGCCUCGUCUACGUGCCCUCCGUGCUGGAGAAGCUGGACUGAGCGCGGGGCCUCCUCAGCG
Nothoprocta perdicaria is the source of this 4130-nucleotide messenger RNA. It is a transcript of the gene SCAP, whose product is annotated as SREBF chaperone. Gene Ontology annotation, biological process: SREBP signaling pathway. The coding region runs from base 188 to 4111 and encodes 1307 amino acids. The transcript has 23 exons. Gene Ontology annotation, cellular component: Golgi membrane; endoplasmic reticulum membrane. NCBI's taxonomy places the organism in Eukaryota, Metazoa, Chordata, Aves, Tinamiformes, Tinamidae. Gene Ontology annotation, molecular function: sterol binding; protein binding. The record is from RefSeq and is a predicted model, not a curated record.